AGCCAUGGAUCUGUCAUUUCUCUUUUCCAGCCAGGAUGGGCAAUGCCGCUAGCACCAAGCUGGGCCAGCGGUGAGGCAGGGGGAGGGGGGGUACAGAGGAAGAGGAUGGAGAGGGGGGGGCAAAGGUGAAGGCAGCCCCCCCCUCCCAAGAUAUCCCUCACCCCAUCGGGCCAUCGCCAUGGCGACGAAUUUUAACGACAUCAUCAAGCAAGGCUAUGUGAGGAUGAAGAGCAGGAAACUGGGGAUCUAUCGGCGGUGCUGGCUGGUCUUCCGCAAGUCCUCCAGCAAAGGGCCCCAGCGCCUCGAGAAGUACCCGGAUGAGAAGUCGGCAUGUCUGCGUGGGUGCCCAAAGGUCACUGAGAUCAGCAAUGUCAAGUGCAUCACCCGGCUGCCCAAGGAGACCAAGAGACAGGCCGUGGCCAUUGUUUUCACUGAUGACUCAGCCCGGACCUUCACCUGUGAUUCAGAGCUGGAGGCAGAGGAGUGGUACAAGACUCUGUCAGUGGAGUGCCUGGGUGCCCGCCUGAAUGACAUCAGCCUGGGGGAGCCCGACCUGCUGGCGCCUGGCGUGCAGAGCGAGCAGACGGACCGGUUUAACGUGUUCCUCCUCCCCUGCCCCAACCUCGACGUUUAUGGCGAGUGCAAGCUGCAGAUCACCCAUGAAAACAUCUACCUCUGGGACACACGCAACCCGCGGGUGAAGCUGCUCUCCUGGCCCCUCUGCUCCCUGCGCCGCUACGGGCGUGAUGCCACCCGCUUCACCUUCGAGGCUGGAAGGAUGUGUGAUGCGGGGGAAGGUCUCUACACUUUCCAGACACAGGAGGGCGAGCAGAUCUACCAGCGUGUGCACAGCGCCACUUUGGCCAUCGCUGAGCAGCACAAGAGGGUCCUGCUGGAGAUGGAGAAGAACGCCAGGCUGCUGAACAAGGGCACUGAGCACUUCUCCUACCCCUGCACUCCCACCACCAUGCUGCCCCGCAGUGCGUACUGGCACCACAUCACCGGCUCCCAGAACAUGGCUGAGUCCUCCAGCUAUGCCGGGGAGGCGUACGCGGGCGCCCAGGCCAGCUCAGACACCGACCUCCUCAACAGGUUCAUCCUGCUGAAGCCAAAGUCCUCCAAAAGUGACCAGCCUGAAAGCAGGGAGCCCACUUCGUCCCCGUGAGCUGGCAGGGGGGGACUUGGUGGUGGGGGCCCCCCUUUUUCUUCCCCAAGGGGUGACAAGGACACAGGCAGCUGCCCCUGUGGGUCCCCAGGGUCACCCUCUGUGCCAGGACCUUGGGGAGCUGGCACUGGCUCACUGCCUGAUGUUACUGGGGGUGACACUGGCUCAGCCUCCCCCGACUUGAAAUAUAUCUUGAAUAUUUGUAUGAUAAGUGAUUUUUCCUUCUCAGAUGAAUGCAAACUUCGCAGCCGCUGAAGAGCCCUUGGGCAGAGAUGCUCAUAGGUUUUUGACUCUUUUGGGGAUCCGGCUGGGAGGUGGCAAAGAGAUGAGGGGGUCAUGAAAUUCCAUGUGUUUCUGCUAGGUGGGAAGGCUGGAGCACCACAGCAGCACUGGAGGCUGCGGCUGUGCCAGGCUGAGGUGUGGGGUCCCAGCAUCUCACCCCCCCAUGAAGAGUGGGGUGCUCCUGGGGACACCCCACCACCCCCAAGCUGAGUUUUGCACUUCUCAAAGCUACUGAAGCACUUGCUGUAGAACUGGGAUGCCUCAGGAGAACCUGGCUUUCCUCCAGGGGUUGGUAGGGUGAGCAGCCAGGCAGAGCCCAGCUCCUCACCUCAGCACCCCCCAAGCUUUGUCCCUGCUGUAGCUGCUGGUGGGCAACCCAGGGACCCAUUUUGGCCAGCAGCAAAUUCCUGAGGGGCAGCUUUGUGGCUAUGAUUAUUCCCUGGGCAGAGCAGGGGAGAGCUGUGUUUCUGUGCAUUCCCAUCAUCCUCGCUCCUUCCUUGCCCGCCGCUGGGUGACAUCCCUUUCCUGGCGGGGAGCUGGGCAUCAUGUGCUGAACUCAAAAGCAAUUGAUUUUUUCCUAGUUCUAUUUAUUGACCUCCUUUAGAAGGGCUAUCUUUUUAUCGCUGUGCAAACCUUGGUGUUUCUUCGGAGUCUUCUUUUGGUCUGGGUUGGGUGGUUGGUGGGUUUAUUUCCACCCUUAAAGCUCCAUGUCUGUGCUUGAGGGGCAGGAGUGUCGUGAUGUGGGAACCUGUGGUCUGUAAAUGCUGUCUCUUGGGUUGGUGUAGCUUGUGGCUGCAGCUGGGGGGGCGGUGGGAUGGAGAAGGGCUGCUCCCAGCCGCGCGUCCUCCCCUGGGGAGAGGUGUCACUCCUGGCUACACACCUCAUCUUGAAAGGAUUUAACAUUUAUUACCAAAAAUGCUUGGGUUUCCUUUCUUCAUUUGUAAGGAGUUGCUCGAUGAAUAAACAACCCUUAUCCACCCUU
Neopsephotus bourkii (Bourke's parrot) is the source of this 2429-nucleotide messenger RNA. RefSeq names its product docking protein 4 (gene DOK4). NCBI's taxonomy places the organism in Eukaryota, Metazoa, Chordata, Aves, Psittaciformes, Psittacidae. Gene Ontology annotation, cellular component: cytoplasm. The transcript is spliced from 8 exons. The record is from RefSeq and is a predicted model, not a curated record. Gene Ontology annotation, biological process: cell surface receptor protein tyrosine kinase signaling pathway; positive regulation of MAPK cascade. The coding region runs from base 179 to 1165 and encodes 328 amino acids.